Penicillium paradoxum is the source of this 3366-nucleotide messenger RNA. RefSeq names its product DEAD/DEAH box helicase. Gene Ontology annotation, cellular component: nucleus. Lineage: Eukaryota; Fungi; Ascomycota; Eurotiomycetes; Eurotiales; Aspergillaceae. Bases 1 to 3366 code for a protein of 1121 amino acids. The transcript has a single exon. The record is from RefSeq and is a predicted model, not a curated record. Gene Ontology annotation, molecular function: ATP-dependent chromatin remodeler activity; chromatin binding; ATP binding.
AUGGAAUAUUCUGCUCCUAAUACCCCAUCUCGAGAUAUAAAAACCUUGCCGAGUACUCCUCCUGGAGAAGAUUACGAAACCAUCGCCACCCUUCCUGCGACAACUCCAUCGCAAAGAUUGACCCAACCAACACAACUACUUGAGCAUCCUUACACGCGCUACAAUAAUACUGUUAUUCAAGUUGCUGCAUCGUCCCCGAUAGGCCCACUUUCCUCCCCACCUCGCCGCAGCCAAGGCGGCGUGCUUUCAUCCUUAAUCGCUCCUUCUGGGACGCAAUUCCGCCCUCCUGCCGCAGGACCUACGAAGCGCACGCCAAAGUUUGACCUUGACGACGGGCCUACAUACCGAGGUGGUUCUUCAGACGAAGAGUCUCACCUGCAAAGCACUGAUAUCAAACCGUCUAUGUUUGAGAAAACCGUUCGGAGUCCUGAGAACGAAAAAAUCAUGGAGUCCCCCCUCCGCCCCGAUGCCGCCUCAUUGGACCGGUUCCGAGAGAUUACGGCUUCUGCCAUGUAUGAUCCCAAAAAUGCCGCGACCGCAGUCAAGCGGUCCGCAGACCACAUGAGCCCUCCGGCAACCAAAGGAGUUGCCAUGAAAAAAGCCCGACAAGAUGCGCCCGCUCGCGCACAGCCUGUAGGAGUUCCUGACAUUCUUUUACAUGAAAUCCAAGACUUCAGAAUGCGUGUCAAAGUUGAGCGCAUUCUCAAAGUCAUGCCGCAUAUGACUGUUCGAAUUUGCCAAGAAGCGAUCUUGAAGAGUAAGGGCAACUAUGACGAUGCGCUCCAAUACCUCGCCAACACGGAUGCUGCCGACAAGGAGAACAACGCAGUGGUGAUUGAUUCCUCCGAUGAUGAAUUGAGCGCUGGGCCGGCUUCAGGCCCCGUUCCCAUGGCGAAACAGAACAUCAAGGCUCGUGGGACCAUUCAGGACAAGUGGGCCGCAAUGAAACAGCCCAAGGGCCAGGAGUCCGACGACGAAGGAAAGCCUCGCCGCCGGCUCAUUCGCGGUCCCAAGUCUGAGAAUUCUUCUCGUGCUAUUUCCCCUGUUCGCACUGUUGUUACUAUCGAAUCCGAUGACAGUGCCCCCAAGAAGAAGCUGGGACGGCUUCAGAAGGGCCGCAGGGCUCCUUCUCCCGAUCGAUCGGAGUCACCCGAGGCUAUGAUGAGUGAUUCGGACGAUUCGACCGUCCAGGUUCAAGGAUCCACCGCUGGCGGUCUGGAUCUCAAGGUCUUGAAAUUUUUCAACACUUGCCGGGUUCGUGAUCUAGCCGAUAUCGCUUCUAUCCCCGAGGAAACUGCCCAGAUUAUCAUCGAAAACCGCCCAUACAACUCCCUUGAUGAAGUUCGUGUUGUCUCUGCUCCAGUUGUUGAGACUGUAAAGCCCAAGGGCAGACGGGGAGGCAAGGCCCCCAAGCCCAUUGGAGACAAGAUUGUCGACAAAUGUGUUGAUAUGUGGACGGGAUAUAUGGCAAUUGAUGCGCUUGUCAGCGAGGUUGAGACCCUUGGCAAGCCAGUCGCCGAAGAGAUGAAGAAAUGGGGCGUCGACACCUUUGGAAAGAAGGGUGAUCUGGAAAUGACCACCAUUGCUCCUUCCAAGUCCGAACAUGACUCGGGCAUUGCCACUCCAGCAUCUGAACGCCAGUCCCCCGAAAGCGACGAAGAAAGCGGCAGACUCGUGGCCUCCAAGCGCAAAUCUCGUUUUAUUUCACAACCUUCUAUCAUGGCUGAUGAUCUGGUUAUGAAGGAUUACCAAAUUGUGGGAAUCAACUGGCUGGCACUGUUGUUUGAAAAGAGACUGAGCUGCAUUCUGGCCGACGACAUGGGUCUGGGCAAGACUUGUCAAGUCAUUGGUUUCCUUGCGCAUCUGUUUGAAAAGGGCAUCAAGGGUCCUCAUCUGGUUGUUGUCCCAUCUUCUACCAUUGAGAACUGGCUUCGUGAAUUCCAGAAGUUCUGUCCGACUUUGACUGUCAUGCCCUACUACGCUAAUCUCAACGAGCGUGCUCUCAUCCGCGACGAGAUUGAGGAGAGACGUGAUGAAAUUAAUGUCGUGAUCACCACGUACACCAUCGCCAAGGCAAAGCUUGAUGCCAAGUUUUUGCGUGACAUGGACUUCACUGUCUGUGUUUACGACGAAGGACAUAUGCUGAAGAACCAUCAAUCUCAGCUAUAUGAGAAAUUGAUUCGCAUUCGCGCGCGUUUCCGUUUACUGCUCACCGGUACCCCCCUCCAAAACAACCUGCAAGAGCUGGCAUCGCUUCUUGGGUUUAUUCUUCCCUCUGUCUUCCAAGAGCACAAAGAAGACCUCCAUGCAGUAUUCUCAAACAAGGCCAAAACGACUGACGAGUCCCACGCCACUCUCCUGUCUGCGCAGCGUAUUGAACGCGCGAAGUCAAUGAUGAAACCUUUUAUCCUUCGAAGAAAGAAGCACCAGGUUAUUGAUCUUCCAGCCAAGCAUUCCCAUGUCGGUUGGUGUCAAAUGAAAGAAUCUCAAGUCAAAAUCUACGACCAUGAAAAAGACCAAGUGCGCCAGCUAUUGGAAGACCGUGCUGCUGGAAAGAAGACCGGCUCAAAAUCUGCCAAUAUCCUCAUGAAGCUACGCCAAGCUGCGAUUCACCCUCUCCUUGCUCGUCGUCACUACACCGAUGAGAUUUUACACAAGAUGGCUAAGGCCUGCUUAAAGGAAGACAAGUGGUCGCUUUCUGACCCUAAGAUCAUCUUUGAGGAACUCAUGCCUUACAAUGACUUCGAGUGCCACCACAUGUGUGUGGAGAACCCGAACUCUCUUGGGAAAUUCAAGCUCAAGAAUGACGAGUGGAUGGAUUCCGGCAAAGUUGAGCAUCUCAAAGAGCUUCUCACUCGUUUCAUCGCCAACGGCGACCGCACCCUCAUUUUCUCCCAAUUCACUAUGGUCAUGGACAUCCUCGAGCACGUCCUGGAGACCCUGAAGAUCGAGUUUGUCCGCCUGGAUGGCCGCACCAACGUCGAGGACCGCCAGUCCAUCCUCGAUGCCUUCCACGAACGCACCGAGAUCCCUGUUUUCCUCUUGUCCACCAAGGCUGGCGGUGCCGGUAUCAACUUGGCCUGUGCCAAUCGCGUCGUCAUCUUCGAUUCUUCCUUCAAUCCCCAGGAAGAUGUUCAAGCGGAAAACCGCGCGCAUCGCGUCGGACAAACGCGCGAGGUCGAGAUUUACCGCCUGGUGACCAAGGGCACCAUCGAGGAGCAAAUUUACGCCCUCGGCCAGACUAAGCUGGCACUUGACCAGGCGGUGGCAGGGGAGGACGAGACCGGUAGCAAAAAGAGCGAGGAGGCCGGCAUCAAGGUUGUUGAGGAGAUGAUGAGGGCUGAGCUGCAGGUGAAAGCAGCAUAG